AUGAAACGAAGUGCUAAGACAGACGCUGUGUACAUCACUGGCCUCGGUCACGAGUAUCCACCCCACACGAUUCAACAGGAGGACUUUGCCAAAAUCAUUGAGAGUUUGUAUCCUGGACACUAUCUCUCGUCGCCAGGUAUCCAGAAGCUCGUCGACUUCAACACCAAAACGCAAAUCAAAUGCCGCCCCACUGUCUCGGAUAACAAUACCUGGACACAGAAAGAUGCACAGCCACCAAGUCUCACGUCGCUUUCACGCAGUUUCCGGACCAAAGGCCUCGAUCUCGCCACGGCAGCAUGCACCAAGGCCAUGAGCGAGGCGGGCGGGAACCCAGGCUACGAUCUUUUUGUGAGCGAGCGUCUGGGGCUGGGGCCCAGCGUGCAGCGCGUGCUUGUGCAGGGCGUGGGCUGUGCAGGCGGCUUAUCCGCGCUGAGGGCUGCCGCUGACAUUGCGGCGGCUGCAGCGCUCAAGCGGCGAUGCGCCCGCGUGCUCGUCUCGGCCUGCGAGCUCUGCAGCUUGUUCUUCCGCACAGAGCUCCACAACAUCGUACAUACCCACGAUCAAACUUUGCAUAUUGCCCCUGCCCUGUUCUCCGAUGCCGCCGCCGCCCUCGUCGUGUGCAACGGCCUCGCGCUGCAGACGCAUACAAGACCGGUUUUUCAACUCGCUGAAUGGGCCAGCUCAGUCGUGCCUGGGACGUCGGGCUUCAUGUCGUAUCACGUUGAGAAGAAUGGCAUGAUUGCAACCAUCAGCAAAGACGUGCCCAAAGCCGCAAUCAGCGCCAUUGCCCCCAUGUUCCAGCAGCUCUGCAACAACACACGGGGCCGGCCCCGCAAGACGCCAGAUCUGGACUGGGCCCUGCACCCCGGCGGCGCGGCAAUCCUGCACGGCGCAAAGCACGCACUGCAUCUUUCCGACUCGCACAUCCGCGCCUCGCUCGAUGUCUACAGGAACCACGGGAAUUCUUCCAGUGCCUCCGUGCUCAUCGUCCUGGAUACGCUGCGCCGCUUGGGGCCAGGUAGAGACGAUGUUGCUGCCGUGAGUUUUGGCCCGGGCCUCACGGUUGAAAUGUGCAUCAUGAGUCGGUGUCGCGGCGAUGCUGAUUCUCGGGCUGCAACUCCGCCGGGGCAUCGUGGAAAGAUGGCUUCGUUUUGCGGCGCUUUGUACUCGCGCUUGUCGAGGAAGGUUGCGGGGAGACAUGCGGCUGUAGUCAAGGAUGUGAGUUAGAUGCACAUCAAGGCGGUGUAGUUCUUCUGUAGAUGAACCGUUUACCUUGUUGUUGUUGUAUAUAGUGCGCCGGGAGGGACACAAAUCAGUGCCCAGUGCUGGAAUCGCCAAAGCCUUUGGUCGUAGAGAUAGAAUUUCUUGUCCUUGAAGAGUUUUUUCCUGGAAUUCUCUACGGCGAUGUAGCCGAGUUCGGUAAAGGGGGAAAAGAAAUAUCAUACUUGGGUUUUUUACUUCCAUCCUGCGUAUGCAAUCAGCGUCGUCUUUGAAGUCGAUGAGAAACAGGGGCGUUGUCAGUAACUCACAGUUG
Molecule: messenger RNA, 1534 nt
Organism: Exserohilum turcica Et28A
Lineage: Eukaryota; Fungi; Ascomycota; Dothideomycetes; Pleosporales; Pleosporaceae
Exons: 4
Coding region: 1-1227 (408 amino acids)
Biological process (GO): polyketide biosynthetic process
Molecular function (GO): acyltransferase activity, transferring groups other than amino-acyl groups
Source: RefSeq, a predicted model, not a curated record